Molecule: messenger RNA, 1740 nt
Organism: Exophiala viscosa
Lineage: Eukaryota; Fungi; Ascomycota; Eurotiomycetes; Chaetothyriales; Herpotrichiellaceae
Product: cytochrome P450
Exons: 1
Coding region: 179-1717 (512 amino acids)
Molecular function (GO): heme binding; monooxygenase activity; oxidoreductase activity, acting on paired donors, with incorporation or reduction of molecular oxygen
Source: RefSeq, a predicted model, not a curated record
GCAUGACUCGCGUGCAUGACUCGCAGACUGAGCCUGAUACCAUGACUCGUUAGAGUCGCCAACCUUCUCCAGAACUCACAGGGAGUAUAUGACUUUAACAGCAACAAGCAGCAGUCAUUGUUGUUGGAUUUGACCAUUCACGCAUACUGAGAUUAUUGGUGUUUCCUUCAUACCCAAGAUGGCCACCGACCUUGCACACCCUAGAAGCAUUGGAGGCGCCUUUGCUCUCCUCGCUGGGCUUUCUGUAAUUUUAGGAGCAUUUUAUACCAUAAGUUUGGUGGUACACAGACUAUAUUUCCAUCCACUGGCCAAGUUCCCUGGCCCCAAGUUGAAUGCUAUCAGUCCUCUGCCGGGUAUAUACUCCUUGAUGAGAGGUCGUCUUCCUCUCGACAACAAAAUACUGCAUGACAAGUAUGGCGCAGUCGUGCGCGUCUCGCCAAAUGAGCUUGCCUUCAAUAGUGCUCAGGCAUGGGAAGACAUCUACGGGCAUCGUCAAGGGCGACCUAACAUGCACAAAGACCCUAUCCAUGUUGGCUCCGUCGACCCUCUGCCCGGAGCUUCUACCCUGACCAUGGCAGACGAUGCCAACCAUGCAAGGCAGAGGAGAGCUCUUGCGCACUCGUUCUCCCAAAAAGCCCUGUUGGAGCAAGAACCAAUCAUCCAGGGGUAUGUGGACAAGCUCAUACAAAGCCUCAGGCGAAUGUCGAAUCAACAGACCGAAUUCAACAUGGUGAAUUGGUUGAAUUUCACCACGUUCGAUAUCAUUGGAGACCUCGCUUUUGGCGAUCCAUUCGGCUGUCUUGACAAAGGUGCCUUCCAUGACUGGGUUGCUCUGAUCUAUGAGACUGUCAAGGUUGGUGCCAUUGAACAAGCUACCCGCAGGUUUGCCACUGUAGGAUCAUGGACCCAGGAAAUGCUUCUCAACAUGAUCCCGAAGGAGGUCCGACAACGAAGACGCAACCAUCUCAUCUUCAGCAAAGAAAAGGUUCUGCGACGCUUACAAAUUGAAGACACGGACCACAAAGACUUUAUCUGGUAUAUCAUGAAGCAACGUGAGAAAUAUGAUUUGCAUCAAAAUGAGAUUAUCCUCAAUUCAGCUCUUUUCAUCGUGGCGGGAAGCGAGACUACUGCCAAUCUUCUGUCAGGUCUGAUCGCCAGGCUUCUCUGGAACAAAGACAAGUAUGAAAAACUGGUCACGGAGAUCAGAACUCGUUUCAGGACAGAGGAUGAGAUCAACUACGACGAGGCUAGCAAACUUGUAUACCUCAAUGCUUGUCUGGAGGAAGGCUUAAGAAUACACCCACCCGUGCCUACAGGCCUGCUGAGGACCGUUCCGAAAGGUGGCGAUAUGAUUGACGGGCAUUGGGUGGCAGGGGGAACAUCUGUGGCAGUUAGUUCAUGGGCGGCCUCGCACAACCCGGCCAACUUUGCCGAUUGUGACAAAUUCAUUCCUGAGAGAUGGAUCGAUUCGGCUUACGACUCUGAUCUGAAGAAGGCCGCUCAACCAUUUUCAUUGGGGCCACGAGGCUGCAUCGGCAGAAAUUUAUCUUACCUGGAGAUGAGAUUGAUCCUCACUCGCAUUUUGUGGAAUUUCGACAUCAUCAGCACGGAUGGUGCCUGGCAGUGGAAUCCAGAAGGCGAGAUGAAGAACAUGCUGGCUUACAUGACGUGGCAGAAACCAGAUCUGAACUGCAGGGUGGUAAAGGUGGCUAGAUAGGUACUUGCCCUGCCAGAGCGUUG